AUGAACAAAAAGAAAACAUAUUUAAACAAAGAGACGAUAAAAAAGCGGAUAAAGUCGAACUCAAGUCAGUAUCACGAGAUCGACCCCAACUUGCGCCUGGUAGGAGGAGACAGGGAAUCAGAGGAGAGAUUAAAUAACAGACAGGUUGCUCGAUUUAUUGGGAAUACACAAAAUUACAAAAUGGACAUAGUCAACAGGAUAGUAGACGGCUAUUAUGACCUAAUGGACAACAAAAGUGAUCCGAGAGUGAAAGAUUGGUUCCUAAUGUCAUCGCCUUUCCCCACAUUAUGCAUCUGUCUCACAUACGUUUUCAUUGUAAAGGUAUUAGGACCCUAUUUCAUGAAAGACAGAAAACCCUUCGAUUUAACAAAAGUCCUGAUUUGGUACAACCUAAUCCAAGUUAUCUUCAGUGCCUGGCUGUUUUAUGAGAGUAUCGUCAGCGGUUGGUUCUGGUCACAUAGUUUCAGAUGUCAGCCAGUAGAUUAUUCAAGAAGUCCACACGCGAUGCGGACUGUCGCCGGUUGCUGGUGGUACUACUUCUCAAAGUUCACGGAAUUCUUCGAUACGUUCUUCUUCAUAUUAAGGAAGAAGUUUGAUCAUGUGUCGAAGCUUCAUGUGAUUCACCACGGAAUCAUGCCGAUGUCAGUCUGGUUCGGAGUCAAAUUCACACCAGGUGGCCACUCUACGUUCUUCGGAAUGCUGAACACGUUCGUGCACAUCGUUAUGUACUCUUACUACUUGUUGGCGGCCCUCGGUCCUAAGGUCCAGAAGUACCUCUGGUGGAAGAAGUACAUCACAGUCAUUCAGAUGAUCCAAUUCGUAUUGGUCUUCAUCCACGCCUUCCAACUGCUCUUCAUCGACUGCGACUACCCUCGGGCGUUCGUCUGGUGGAUCGGCAUGCACGCUGUUCUCUUCUACUACCUAUUCUCUGACUUCUACAAACAGGCGUACCUUAAGAAGGCUAAGAGAGCGAAAGCCGAGAAGCUGAUAGUGGAAUCCAAAGCGGAAUCAAAGGACAGAGUGUUGCCACUUCUGAACGGCUUCAGCAACGGGUCAGCACUCAAUGACGUGCGGCAGAGGAUGGCCGGCGCAGUGGCAUCACAAUAA
Molecule: messenger RNA, 1107 nt
Organism: Leptosia nina
Lineage: Eukaryota; Metazoa; Arthropoda; Insecta; Lepidoptera; Pieridae
Source: the annotation of a GenBank genome assembly